Linepithema humile (Argentine ant) is the source of this 1158-nucleotide messenger RNA. NCBI's taxonomy places the organism in Eukaryota, Metazoa, Arthropoda, Insecta, Hymenoptera, Formicidae. The record is from RefSeq and is a predicted model, not a curated record.
AUGCAAAUUCUUUCUCUAAAUUUUAAAAUGUUCACCAUCGGUGGUGUAUGGCGACCUAUCGAAUGGUCGUCGAAUAUUGCUAAACUGUUGUAUAACAUAUUUACCUUUAUUGUAUUAGCCCUAAUAUAUUUUUUGGCGAUAACCCAAUUCACGGAUAUCGUUCUUGUUAUCGAUAAUCUCGACGAUUUUGCUACUAAUGCUCUAAUGUUUCCGACUAUUGUUGCCGUUUGUUGCAAAGGGACUAUCGUUGUAGCACGUCGGAAAGCAAUUAUCAAAUUAAUGCAAGCGUUGUUGAAAGAACCGUAUAAACCUCGAGACGAGGACGAAAUAGCAAUACAAAGAAAGUUUGACAGAUUUAUCAGGUCAUGCUCGAUUAAAUAUUCACUUUUAGCGACGAGUUCCGUUACAGGCGUGACAGUAAGAUCAGUGUUAAACGUUAUGCAAGGUCACUUACCUUACAGAGUAUGGCUGCCAUAUGAUUAUAAUGUAUUUCCGAUGUUCUGGAUUGUAUCUAUACAACAAAUUGUAGCUGUGGUUUUUGUCACCAUUAUAAAUGUUGGCACGGAAACUCUUGUUUUUGGAUUGUUUUUGCAAACAUGCGCCCAGCUCGAAAUUUUCGAAACUCGUCUUCACAAAUUAAUAAUCAACAGGACAUCCAAAUACCUGAAACAUGUAUCAGCUUCGUCAGAUAAAAAAAAAGAAAUAAUAUCGGAAUAUAUACGCCAUCAUCUUAGCAUUUACAAAUUUGCUAAGACGGUAAAUGUUAUAUUCAACCAAGCACUUUUCGUUCAAUUCUUUGGCAGUAUUAUAGUAUUAUGUACAAGUGUAUAUUAUUUGGCAUCACAUAUUACUGAAACUGAAUCUGUGACUUUGGUGGUGUAUACUAUUUGCAUGUUUGUACAAAUUUACGUUUACUGCUGGUCCGGAAAUGAAGUAAUACUUAAGAGUAUGAGCAUAGGAGAUGCGAUAUAUCGAAUGAAUUGGCCCUUCCUGUCUAUCAACGAAAAGAAAGAAUUGUUGAUGAUCAUGAUACGUAGCUCAAGUCCAAUAAAAUUUACUAGCAGCUUCUUAAUAACUUUAUCUCUUCAGUCUUAUACUAACAUCUUGAAAACGUCAUAUUCUGCAUUUAAUGUGCUACAAAAGUGAGAUAUAAAUAAU